Messenger RNA from Orycteropus afer afer, 1200 nucleotides. It is a transcript of the gene XKR8, whose product is annotated as XK related 8. Bases 1 to 1200 code for a protein of 399 amino acids. The record is from RefSeq and is a predicted model, not a curated record. NCBI's taxonomy places the organism in Eukaryota, Metazoa, Chordata, Mammalia, Tubulidentata, Orycteropodidae. Gene Ontology annotation, cellular component: plasma membrane. Gene Ontology annotation, biological process: apoptotic process involved in development; phosphatidylserine exposure on apoptotic cell surface; engulfment of apoptotic cell. The transcript has 3 exons.
AUGCCCUGGUCGCCCCACGCCGCCCUCCUUCGGGACCUAAUCCUGGGCGUACUGGGUACUGUCGCCUUCCUGCUCGAUUUGGGCGCCGACCUGUGGGCGGCGGUUCAGUACGUGCUCAGCGGCCGCUACCUGUGGGCAGCGCUGGUGCUGGCGCUGCUGGGCCUCGCCUCGGCCGCGCUGCAGCUCUUCAGCUGGCUCUGGCUGCGCGCCGACGCCGCCGGCCUGCACAGGUCGCAGCCCUCCCGCCGCUGUCUGGCGCUGCUGCAUUUCCUACAGCUGGGCUACCUGUACAGGUGUGUGCAGGGGUUUCAGCAGGGCCUGUUGGCGUGGCGGCAGGAGGUGCCCUCAGAGUUUGACCUGGCCUAUGCCGACUUCCUCUCCAUGGACAUCAGCAUGCUGCGACUCUUUGAGACCUUCCUGGAGACGACACCGCAGCUGACGCUGGUGCUGGCCAUUGUAAUGCAGACUGGCAGGGCAGAGUACUACCAGUGGGCUGGCAUCUGCAUAUCCUUCCUAGGCAUCUCGUGGGCGCUGCUUGACUACCACCAGGCCUUGCGCACCUGCCUGCCCUCUAAGCACCCCCUUGGGCUGGGCUCCUCUGUGAUCUACUUCUUAUGGAACCUGCUGCUGCUGUGGCCCCGAGUCCUGGUCGUGGCCCUGUUCUCAGCCCUCUUCCCCCGCUAUGUGGUCCUCCACUUCCUGGGCCUGUGGCUGGUGCUGCUGCUCUGGGUCUGGCUACAGGGCACAGACUUUAUGGCAGACCCCUGCUUCGAGUGGCUGUACCGGGCAACAGUGGCCACCAUCCUCUAUUUCUCCUGGUUCAAUGUGGCUGAGGGCCGCACGCGAGGCCGGGCCACCAUUCACCUGAUGUUCCUCCUGAGUGACAGCAGUCUCCUGGUGGCCACCUGGGUGACUCAUAGCACCUGGCUACCCAGUGGGAUCCCACUGCAGAUACUGCUGUCCGUGGGUGCCUCCAGCUUCCUUCUGGGUCUCCUUCUGCGGCUUGUCUACUACAAUUGGCUACACCCGAGCUGCCGCUGGGAGCCUGACAGGGUGGACGGGGCCCGGGACCUCCUUAACCUUGAGGGACAUCAGCUGCCUCAGAAUGGGCGCAUGACCCGGUUGGCUCAGAACUUUUUCCUGAAAGCCAAGGAUGAAACCGCUUUCUUAGGGAAGGGAGAGGCGAAUGGGGUCCUUUGA